Messenger RNA from Cajanus cajan (pigeon pea), 1799 nucleotides. RefSeq names its product GTP cyclohydrolase 1. Gene Ontology annotation, cellular component: cytoplasm. The record is from RefSeq and is a predicted model, not a curated record. Lineage: Eukaryota; Viridiplantae; Streptophyta; Magnoliopsida; Fabales; Fabaceae. Gene Ontology annotation, molecular function: GTP binding; GTP cyclohydrolase I activity; zinc ion binding. Gene Ontology annotation, biological process: tetrahydrofolate biosynthetic process; tetrahydrobiopterin biosynthetic process.
AGUUUUGUUGUGGGAUUUGUGAUCUUUCAAUGGGCUGUUUUGAUGAGGGGCAUUUCAAUGGGGAGCUUGAAAAUGGAGUGAGUAUUGGGUGUGGUGAAGUGGGUUUUGAGGAAGAGAUAAAGACUGAUAUUGCUGCCAUUGAGGAUGCCGUGAAGGUGCUGUUGCUUGGUCUUGGGGAAAAUAUUAACAGGGAAGGUCUUAGGAAGACACCACUUCGUGUUGCCAAGGCCCUACGUGAAGGAACCAGAGGAUACAGACAAAAAGUGAAGGACAUUGUUAAUGGUGCCUUAUUCCCUGAAGCUGGUCUAGAAAACAAUAGAAUUGGUCAUGCAGGGGGCGCAGGUGGACUUGUGAUUGUCCGAGAUCUUGAUCUUUAUUCCUAUUGUGAAUCUUGCUUGCUACCAUUCCAAAUAAAAUGUCACGUGGGUUAUGUCCCUUCUGGCCAAAGAGUUGUGGGUUUAAGCAAGCUCUCUCGCGUGGCCGAUGUAUUUGCUAAACGACUUCAGGAGCCUCAGCGUCUGGCAGAUGAGGUUUGUUCAGCAUUGCAUCAGGGAAUAAAGCCUGCAGGUGUUGCUGUUGUACUUCAGUGUACACAUAUCCACUUUCCAGAGUCAAUCUUUCCUGAAACAAACCACCAAGCAUGGGUGAAGACACUUGUUUCAUCAGGUUCUGGGAUUUUUGAAAACAAAAGUGCAGAUGUAUGGUCUGAUUUCUUUUGCCUUCUUAAAUUAGGUAUCGAAAUAGAAAAAAAUCAUCCAAGAGGAUCAUCUGACCAAUGCUGGUGUCCAUCUUUUUCUGCUAAUGUUCCCUCCAAAAUUAUACCAGUCAAUCCUGCAAUGGUCACUGCAGUAUCCUCAAUCCUUAAUUCUCUUGGAGAAGAUUUAUUAAGGAAGGAGCUUGCAGGGACGCCUAGUCGAUUUGUGAAAUGGCUAUUGAACUUCCAAAGUAUUGACAUGGAUGUGAAGCUGAAUGGUUCCAUCUGUGGUGGGAUAGAUACUUUGAAACUCAAUAGGGAGGUGAACUUCAAUGACAAACAAAUACACUCUGAGCUGAACUUGCCGUUUUGGUCACAAUGUGAGCAUCAUAUACUUCCAUUUCAUGGUGUUGUCCACGUAGGAUACUUCCUUUCAGAAGGAUUUAAUCCCAUUGGUAAAUCCCUUUUGCAGUCUAUUGUACAUUUUUAUGGUUUCAAACUACAGGUUCAGGAAAGGCUUACAAGGCAAAUAGCUGAAACCAUUGCACCACUGUUAUUAGGUGGACAUGUAAUAGUAGUUGUAGAGGCAAGCCACACAUGUAUGAUUUCUAGGGGAAUUGAGAAGUUUGGAAGUAGUACAGCUACCAUUGCUGUAUUAGGACGCUUUUCAACCGACCUUGCCGCCAGGGCUGCAUUCUUGCAGGGUGUUACAAGUGCUACAAUUUCUGGGGAGCAAUAGUUGCCGUUGGUCCUCGCUAGAAAUGAUUUGGUAGUGAUUCAUUUCAUUCACUACAUCUUUUAAGGUUUUGCUACCAGCAGUGCAGCAGCCUAGACAUUGGUAAAUUAAGAAAACAUCCCUUCAUGAAUAAUUUUACUACAGUUCUGGUGGCAUAGGCUUAUCCUUAGAUGUUGUGUGAAGAUUGAUAGCUAGAUCUUUCAUAUUUUGGCUUCCCUCUUUUUAUGUGGAUACAUUAUAUACAUAUCCCUCAACAAUAAUUCAAGGGGUGAAUCAUUUGUUCAGAUUUACAUGCUGGCAGAUUACAAUUGUUGUUACUCAUUUUCAUAGUUUCAUAUGAAGGUUAAGAAAGGAAUGGUUCAAACUUAA